CCGCCCCCUAGAAGCGGAUACAGCCAAUGGGGCGCGCCGGUCCCGCCCACUCCGUGGGGGCGCGGCCAAUCGGGACAAAGAUGGCGGCGCCGGUCCGGGACCGCGAGGCGCUGCAGCGGCUCAACUUCCUCUUCCAGGCCGCACACUGGGUGCUCCCCCACAGCCCGGCCCUGGCCCGGUUCUACUGCAGUACCCAGCGAGGGGCCGCCCGCCGCCUGGUCCUGCGCAUGGCCCCCUCGGUGAAACGCACCGUGUGCCGCCGCUGCUGCUCCCUGCUGCUGCCCGGGUCCGGGGGCUGCCUGCGCCUGCGGGGGGGAGGGCAGCCCCGCAUCGUCCUGCGGUGCCGGAGCUGUGGCCGCAGCCGCCACUACCUCUGCCAGCAGGAGCUCCGCCCCCUCGGCCAGACCCCGCCCACCGGCCCCGCCCCAGAGGACAGCCCGGUAUAAACCCUACCUAGCAACAGAGCGGUGACACGACCUCCGAUUCGUCCCCGUGGAAGCCGCCUCUAACCAAUUGGAAAACACCAGCUGCAGAAAUAAACCUUUUAUUCCAUA
Grus americana (Whooping crane) is the source of this 554-nucleotide messenger RNA. It is a transcript of the gene RPP21, whose product is annotated as ribonuclease P/MRP subunit p21. Gene Ontology annotation, cellular component: nucleolar ribonuclease P complex. Bases 27 to 446 code for a protein of 139 amino acids. The record is from RefSeq and is a predicted model, not a curated record. Gene Ontology annotation, biological process: tRNA processing. The transcript is spliced from 5 exons. NCBI's taxonomy places the organism in Eukaryota, Metazoa, Chordata, Aves, Gruiformes, Gruidae.